Molecule: messenger RNA, 2538 nt
Organism: Penicillium diatomitis
Lineage: Eukaryota; Fungi; Ascomycota; Eurotiomycetes; Eurotiales; Aspergillaceae
Product: putative C6 transcription factor (War1)
Exons: 4
Coding region: 1-2538 (845 amino acids)
Biological process (GO): regulation of DNA-templated transcription; DNA-templated transcription
Cellular component (GO): nucleus
Molecular function (GO): DNA-binding transcription factor activity, RNA polymerase II-specific; transcription cis-regulatory region binding; zinc ion binding
Source: RefSeq, a predicted model, not a curated record
AUGGAAAGCAACUAUCCGGACCCUCCGCGCCAAAUGAGCGAGUCACAUCACGUUUAUGGAAGAACCUCGGGCGACCGUGAGUACUCUGACGUGGGCCCUAGGCCUGUUGUCGAAACUCAGAAUGCAGAGAACCCGCAUUUGGAGAUCAAAAAACCACGAGCUUGUGAGCCUUGUCGUCAACUUAAAGUCCGCUGUGAUCCGGACGCCGAUCACCCGAGUGGCUCUUGUAAGCGAUGUGCCAAGUCAGGACGCACGUGUGUGGUCACUGCACCAUCGCGUAAGCGUCAGAAGAAGACUGACACGCGAGUCACGGAGCUCGAGCGUAAGAUUGACGCAUUGACGGCUACCCUGCAAGCAUCACACCGAGUAGCCUUGGAAAAAGAUGGGUCGCCUGUCCGGCCAGCCGACUCGAGCACUGUACAGCAAUCUUCUAGUCGAAGAUGGCUCAGGGAUGAUUUGAAUCCUCCUGCACCUAAGAGGGGCCACGAUGAAAUGCUGGCAUCGCAGUAUCCUCGACAAGACAGCCCAUCGGCGGAACAGCUGCCUCGGUCACAACCUCCGACCAGAUGGCUGCGGGUAUCCUCGGUCGAUGAGACGCCGUCGGCCAAGUCUGACAAUGAAUUUGCGGACGUCAUCGACAGAGGUUUGGUUGACGUCGAAACUGCCCAUGCCACAUUUGACAGAUAUGUGACCAAGUGUGCUACGGAACUGCCAUUUGUGGUAUUUCCCCCGGGAACAACGAUGGGAUAUGUGCGUCGGGAAAAACCGAUAUUAUUCCUGGCAAUCCUUGCAACAACCAUAGGACCUUUCAAAAAGGAAGUCCAAGCCAAGCUUUUAGAUGACAUUUACCGACUUAUUGCUGAGCGCGUGAUCGUGAAGGGUGAAAAGUCUCUUGAACUCGUGCAGGCGUUGCUGGUCACAGCGAUAUGGUAUCAGCCACCGGAUAAUAUGGAGGAAUUGAAGUUCUAUCAGCUCGUUCAAUUUGCUGUCAUAAUAGCGAUGGACUUGGGGUUGAAUUGGCGAACAGGCACCGAAGACAGGGGCAUGAAACGUCUAAAAGAAGUGCUGACGAGGAAACCAAAGGGGUCGUCGACUGACACCAACGGCCCCGAGGCGAAGCGAACGUGGGCUGGUUGUUACUUCCUGUCGGUUCAAACUUCGACAACUCUGCGGAGAACACAAAUUGUGAGAUGGAACCCUUACAUGGACGAGUGCAUGCGUACCCUGGAAAGUCAUCCCGACGCACUCGCAUCGGACAAAGAGCUCGUCUGGUGGGCUAGGCUAGGCCGGAUCAUGGAAGAAGCCAGCACGCAACUUAUCCUCGACGACGCGCAAAGUAAUCUGUCAUUCGCAGACAGCAAGUAUCGAUACCUCGUCAGGGGAUUUGCUCAUCAGCUCAGUCAAUGGCGCAGAGAAGUUCCAGAAGACGCUUACACCGUACCUCUUGCUCACACACAUCAUGUGCUGAAUCUCUUCAUCCACGAGAGUGCAAUGAAUGUCGAUACAAAAGACGAAUACGUUAGGUUGUCCUCAGAUUCACCAAUUUCCGCUUCGUUUCCUGCUCCACUCAUCGAUGCAAUUGGAACAUGCAUCCAUUCAAUCCACAAAGCCGUUGAGAUUAUAUGUUCAAUGGACCUCGAGAAAAUGAAUUGCCUCCCGACUGUCUGUUUAGCCCGCACAACCUUUGUCGUUGUCAGCCUCAUCAAGGUGUACUCUUUGAUCGUGGCACCAAACUCUCGUCUCGGUCAAUUCAUUGAGCUCAGCAGUCUCCAGAUUGAGUAUUAUUUUGAAAAAGUAAUCACCCAUUACCGCGGUGCGGCCAUGCGCGAUGGCGGCCGAGCAGCCGGGAAAUUUAGUUACAUUAUCAUGAUGCUGCGCAACUGGUUCCUCAAAAAAAGAGGCAAUGGUCCUGCCUUGAGAGAGAUAUUCGGCUCGGAAACGAAUUCAAACGCAGCAGAGCAGGCGGCGAAGAUGGCACAGCAAAGCGCAACGCCGCUCCAUCUUCUCAGCGAAGUCGCCAUGGGCAACUCGGUCAGCAGCGCUUCAUUCAAUGCAAAACCGGCCGCCGACGCUCAGGAAAACAUAUCCUACUCCCCCUCAACAUGCGGCCAUACUUCCACCCAAGCCCCAAUAUCUACACAACACACCUCGACCAAAGCCUUCGGGUCACCAGAUGCAACCAGUGUAAUGACAGGCACACCAAGUCAGGUAUCCUCGACCACCACCACAACCUGGAACUCCGUGCCAUCACUCCAACCCCCUGUGUCCGUAAACUCAGGGUACUACUCUCCCUUUAUAAACAACGAUCCAGCCCAGAGCUACAAUGGUAUCUCGGCUUCUGAUCGGUCGAGCCAGCUUCAAGGAAUGGGCGGUAUUUCAGGCAUGAAUCUGCCAACCACGCAGGAUCCACUCAAUACUGAUCCUCAUAUGAACAUGGAUGCGGGAUUUGAUUCAUUCAGUCUCUAUAUGCUUGGGAAUAUGGUCGAUGAGGGACUGUUUCCAUUUCCGUUGAACUUUUACGGAGAGUUCCAGGGCUGA